Messenger RNA from Plasmodium berghei ANKA, 954 nucleotides. Its product is annotated as BIR protein. The record is from RefSeq and is a predicted model, not a curated record. The transcript is spliced from 3 exons. NCBI's taxonomy places the organism in Eukaryota, Apicomplexa, Aconoidasida, Haemosporida, Plasmodiidae. The coding region runs from base 1 to 954 and encodes 317 amino acids.
AUGGAUCAUCAGCUAUGUGGAAGGUUUCGCACAUUAAGAGCAUAUUUACCUGAUGAAUUAAACGAAUCUACAACCCUCGAUUUUCAUAAUAAUGGGAGUAUUAGGAAUUAUUGCCCUAAUGGAGAUUCAGGAAACACUAAAGAAUGUAAGACGGAUUUAGAUAAAAUAAAUGCUGCAUGCUUAUGGUUAUUUCAACAAAAUAUUAUUAUUAAUAUUGAUAGUUUAAGUAAAGAAAAAUCUGAAGCAUUUAUUAUAUAUAUUAUGAUAUGGUUAAGUUAUAUGUUAAACCUAAAGAAUGUUAAUAAUAUCAAAAGCCUAAAAGAUUUUUAUACUAAUCAUAUAAAAAAUAAUACGCAUUAUACAACUUGUAAUAAAUCUGAUAAUUAUUGUAGCAAUUCAUUAAAAAACAAAACGGGAUAUAAUAAUUUUAAGGAGUUUAUAAAAAGAAACGAAUGUUUUAUGAGUAUUAAUAUUACAGACAUGUCUAAAUUUUAUGGUGCAUUUAAAUCAUUAUGUAACAUGUAUAAUGAAAUUGAUGCAAACAAACCAACAUGCAAGAAAUAUUUAGAAAAGGCUAAGGAAUUUGUUGCAAAAUAUAAUGAACUUAAUAAUGUUUCUGAUAUUACUGAAGAUAGUCCAUAUUAUCAAAUAUUGCCUACAUUAUCAAAUGAUUAUAAUAAUUUUAAAAAUUAUUGUAAUACAAAUAAAGUUGAUUGUAGUGAUAUUCCAUCCCUUUCACCGAUAAACACAACACAAAAUCCUGUACAAAGUUCUGAACCGAGUUCUAAAGUUACAUCAUCAAGUUCGUCGAUAAAAAAUAAAUUAAUUCCAGUUUUAUCGAUAAUUGUUGCAGUACCAAUAUUCUUGGGAAUUUUUUAUAAGUAUUCGUUAUUUGGAUUUCGAAAAAAAUGUAAAAAAAUAAAGAAGAAAAUUAAUAUAAGACUCGAAGAGUAA